AUGAGUAAUUACAAGGCGGAAUACAUAUGGGUGGACGGCACUCAGCCAACUGCCAAACUCCGCUCGAAGGCGAAGGUAGUGCCAAUGGGUGAGGAGCCCCCGAUCUGGGGGUUCGACGGCUCAAGCACAAAUCAGGCGCCCGGCGAGAACUCAGACUGCGUUCUCAGGCCAGUGUUCACCUGCCCGGACCCGAUACGCGAGGGAGACCACAAGCUGGUGAUGUGCGAAGUGCUGCUGACCGACAUGACACCACAUCCUACGAACACCAGGGCCGCUUGCGCCGCAGCGGCGGAGCAGUACGCUGACUUCGACAUGUGGUUCGGAAUCGAGCAGGAGUACACAUUCUUCAACGGCAUCAGGUCUCAGCCUCUUGGCUGGCCGGACAACGGCUUUCCUGCGCCGCAGGGUGGCUACUACUGCGGCGUCGGCUCUGACGAGGUAUUCGGACGCCCGGUCGUUGAGGAUCAUCUGGACGCUUGCCUCGCGGCGGGACUCCAGAUAGCAGGCAUCAACGCUGAGGUUAUGCCCGCACAGUGGGAGUUCCAGAUUGGGCCGAUCGGCUCGCCGGCCGUUGCCGACCAUCUGUGGAUUGCCCGCUGGCUGCUGUAUCGCAUUGGCGAGAAGCAUGGUGUGGCGGCGACACUCGAUCCCAAGCCGGUGCGCGGCGACUGGAACGGCGCAGGCGCACACACGAACUUCUCGACGCGACAGAUGCGCGAGGCAUACGAUCCUUGCGUUGCCGCCGCCGAGGCUCUUGCCGCUAACCACCACGAGCACAUAGUCAACUAUGGCGACGGCAUAGAAAUGCGACUCACCGGACUGCACGAGACCUGCUCUUACCAGGAGUUCCGAUACGGCGUGUCGGACAGGGGCGCGUCGGUGCGGAUACCCUGGCAGGUCGCGCGUGACGGCAAGGGCUACAUUGAGGACAGGCGCCCGAACGCCAACAUGGACCCGUAUAAGGUUACGGAGCUUAUCCUCAAUACGGUCUGCGAGGCGGCAUCUUAG
Molecule: messenger RNA, 1008 nt
Organism: Geodia barretti
Lineage: Eukaryota; Metazoa; Porifera; Demospongiae; Tetractinellida; Geodiidae
Source: the annotation of a GenBank genome assembly